UAAAGAAGACGUUUGUGACCAUGGAUCAGGAGCGCCCACGCUCUUAUUACAGCAUAAACAGCAGGAACGACCUUCGCAAGCUUUUGCAUCUCGAAUUUCUCUAUAAGGAGAACAAGACAAAGGAAAAGCCUCUGAGAACAAACCUUGAACUCAUUACCAGUUACUUUCUGGAUUACUUCAAAAAUACAGCUAAAUAUUUCCCUCAAGGAAUCGCAAUCCCUGCACUCUCAGUUACAAAGAGACGUGGCCUUUCAGAUGAAGAUGCAGAAUGGAGAGCAUCAUUGUCAGAAAAAAACAAUGCCAGACCUGGCAAUCUCGAUGGGGAUGUACUUGGCAAUUUCGUGUCAUCCAGAAGGCCCCCACACAAAAGUAUUCCCAAUCAAAUGGUCCCGGAUGAAGUCCCCAGCUUGGCCUCCUUGUGGGAGAUGAUGGAAGAACCCCACGCGUCAUCAUCCAAGCCAUCCAUGGAUGUGAAGAUAGGAGAGAAGACCAGGCAGCAGUCUGGCCUGAUCGCACAAGGCAUGAUGACUGGGCCCAUCGCCACUUCCCCGCAGGAUACUUUCCACAAACAUUUUCUGAGUCAAUCCCUGGCUUUGAGCAGCACCAUCCAAAUCCAAGAGGAGCAGAACCGGAAGGGUCCUGAUCCCUGCCUUUGCACCCUAGACCAUCCAAUGUCACAGGAGGUCCUGGCUUCAAGCAAUGGCUCCACCUCCAGAGGCCUCCUGGGUCAGUUUAGUGAACUGACCUUAGAAAAGCCGAAAACCACCUCCAGCAACCCCCCCUGCCUGCCCAGCAAAGGGCUACCCCAGCCGGAGAGGGCCAGGCCAAGAGAGCUUUCAGAGGACAGCCCAGCAGUGGACAGCAACCCAGAUGCAGACAGGACGUCCUUGAAGGUCUACCAAUUUGGUGCGAAUUCCAGGAUGACCCGGAAGAGACAGGAGAGAGCAUUCAAGCGGCAGUACAGGAAAAAUCAGUUGCUGGCGUCCAACAUGGUGGAUGACGACCUGGGUGCUAUGCGGCUUGAGGAUGUGGAGGAUGAACUGAGAGAGGAAGGGGCCCUCCUGUCCUCAGUCCAAUCAGUGCUCGAGCAGAUAUCGUUCAAACCCAUCAACCUCUCACUAGCAAAGGAAAUAAAGACCCUUCUGUUUGGUUCCACCUCUUGCUGUUUCAAUGAAGAAUGGAAACUUCAGAGUUUUUCCUUUAAUAACACAGCCCCAUUAAAGUAUGGCAUUGUACAGAACAAGGGUGGUCCCUGUGGGGUCCUGGCAGCUGUCCAAGGCUGUGUCCUGCAAAAACUCCUGUUUGAAGGAGAGCGCAGAGCCAACUGUGCUUGGAGGCUGGACCCUUCAGAUGCCCACAGGACCCACUGCCUGGUCCUGGCCAUCGCUGACAUUGUAUGGCGGGCGGGGGACCGAGAGAGAGCUGUGAUCACGCUGGCUUCGGAAACAGAGCAGUUCAGUCCAGCCGGGAAAUACAAAGCAGAUGGCGUCUUAGAAACAGUCAUACUGUACAAUUUGACCUGCUACGAGGAGCUGGUGACUUUUCUCCAACACAGCAUUCAUCAGUUUGAAGCAGGACCCUACGGAUGCAUCCUGCUCACCCUGUCUGCCAUCCUGUCCAGAUCUGUGGAACGCAUCCGCCAGGACUUUGAUGUCCCCACCAACUUCCUGAUUGGAAGACACGGCUACUGCACACAGGAACUCGUCAAUCUGCUCCUGACCGGGAGAGCCGUGUCCAACGUUUUCAAUGACGUACUGGAGCUGGAUUCUGGGAAUGGGAACAUCACAGUUCUCAAAGGCAUUUUUUCACGCAGUGACAUUGGCUUCUUAUCUCUCUUUGAGCACUACAAUGUGUGCCAGGUUGGCUGCUUCCUGAAGACCCCGAGGUUUCCCAUUUGGGUGGUGUGCAGCGAGAGCCACUUCAGCGUCCUCUUCAGCCUGAAGCUGGAACUCUUGCGUGACUUGAGGACCCAGAAGCUCUUUGACCUGUACUACUACGAUGGCCUGGCCAACCAGCAGGAGCAGAUCCGGCUGACCAUCGAUACCACCCGAACCAUCCUCGAUAACAGAGACAGCGACCUUAUCCCACCCCUUGAGCUGUGUAUCAGAACCAAGUGGAAGGGGGCGUUGGUGAACUGGAACAACUCAGACCCCAUCCUGUGACCCUGGCCAGGCCUCAGGGGGCCUCUCUGAGAAGAGCAUCACCCCCACUGAGCCAGCAUGGCUGCUGAAGCACCCAGAGCCUCCCAGCCCCUUCUGUGAGAGGCCCGCACAGGAUUGUGGUGGGGGCCCAGUGUGUUGCUGUAUCUCCUCCUGGCUGAACCGUGACUACCAAGGACCAGAGGGAGGCUACUGCCGCCUCUGCUGCCUCUGUCUGCACUCCUCCCUUGUUCCCCUUGGGUCAUCCCCUUGCCAAGGCUUCUGCCAUGGUUGUCCCUGGGACCGUGGGCAUGGUUAUUUCUGGUAGUUGGCUUCCCAUAAAAACAAGAGUUGAACCCAG
Carlito syrichta (Philippine tarsier) is the source of this 2499-nucleotide messenger RNA. RefSeq names its product MINDY lysine 48 deubiquitinase 4 (gene MINDY4). Gene Ontology annotation, molecular function: K48-linked deubiquitinase activity; cysteine-type deubiquitinase activity. The transcript has 17 exons. Bases 21 to 2162 code for a protein of 713 amino acids. The record is from RefSeq and is a predicted model, not a curated record. Gene Ontology annotation, biological process: protein K48-linked deubiquitination. NCBI's taxonomy places the organism in Eukaryota, Metazoa, Chordata, Mammalia, Primates, Tarsiidae.